Messenger RNA from Gymnodraco acuticeps, 2541 nucleotides. RefSeq names its product SPARC-like. NCBI's taxonomy places the organism in Eukaryota, Metazoa, Chordata, Actinopteri, Perciformes, Bathydraconidae. The transcript has 7 exons. The record is from RefSeq and is a predicted model, not a curated record. Gene Ontology annotation, biological process: anatomical structure development. The coding region runs from base 11 to 811 and encodes 266 amino acids. Gene Ontology annotation, molecular function: collagen binding; extracellular matrix binding; calcium ion binding.
UCUAGUAGGAAUGAAUCCAGUGCAGAUAAGAGCGACAGUGGAUCUCUACCCAGGAUCCAGGCCCUCUCCUGGUGGAGGCGUACAUCGCCCAGAAGCCCCUGCCGAUCCAUGUGACAACUUCCCCUGCAAACGUGGAAAGACAUGUAAACUUGAUGCGGACAAAAAGCCAGGCUGCGUGUGUCAAGAGCCGGCAGAUUGUCCUCACAGUGCCAAUCAGUUUGAUAAUGUUUGUGGCACAAACAACAAAACAUACGAUACAUCAUGUGAACUCUUUGCCACUAAAUGCAACCUGGAGGGCACUAAGAGAGGACACAGACUUCACAUGGACUACACUGGGCCAUGCAAAUUCAUCCCUCAAUGUGUGGAGACUGAGCUGGUCCAGUUCCCAUUACGAAUGAGGGAUUGGCUGAAGAAUGUUCUCCUGCAGCUUUUUGAACAUGACUCCAUGUCUCCUGGCUUCCUCACGCCUAAACAACGUUUUAGAGUGAAGAAAAUCUUUGAGAGUGAGAGGCGUCUGCAUGCUGGUGAUCACUCCGUUGAGCUGCUGGCGCAGGACUUUGAGAAGAACUACAACAUGUACAUCUACCCAGUGCACUGGCAGUUUGCACAACUGGACCAACACCCAUCCGACAGAAUCUUGUCCCACUCAGAGCUGGCCCCACUUAGAGUCCCUCUGGUGCCGAUGGAGCACUGCACCUCCCGCUUCUUUCAAGAGUGCGAUGCUGACAAGGACAAGCAGGUGUCCUUUAAAGAGUGGACUUCCUGUUUCGGUAUCAAAAAUGAUGAUAUGGAUGUCAACCUGCUGUUCUGAGCUCCACUUUGUACCUCACCUACAACACAAGCCUGUUUAAUCUGCUCCAACAGACUGAAGCAUCCAUGAACCUCUGUAACAUUAGGAAAUCUGACCGAUUGUAGAAACUCCUUUUUAUUUCCUGCUACAGAGGGCAAGUGUUGGUGGUAGUUCCUGUUGUCCUGUGUAAAGCUAAUCUUGGACAUUUGGAUAUUUUUUCUGUAAUUUAGACUGUGCAGCUAGAAUCAUUAUAUUAUAAUAUAAGAAACUGUUUCAUUUAGCUGGUUUUAUCCAGAAAGUUAUUUCUAAUGCAUUCCAAAUUGGGGAAAAGUUUACAUCAGCUCAUUAUUAGAAAAGUUGUUGUACAUAGUACCAGGCUUCAAAAUAAUAACUGUGGUUUGUAUGUAAGAGUGAUUUAGUAAAUAUUUACUCUUUAAAUCAAGAUAAUAUAACCUUGUGUUACAAAAUGUAAAAAAAAAAUCUUGUGUUUCUUAUCUUAGUAGCUAAAUGCUGUAAAUGUUUGUCUUUGCAUUCACGUUUCAUUGUAGAUCUAAGUAAAGCUUUAUUGACAACUGAGGACUUGAAUAGUUCAGUGCACACGUUUUUAAUGAUGACUUUGUUUACACUCGUGUAAUAAAGUUAUAGCAUUAUAUUGGUUGGGAUGUAUCAGUUUAUACUUUAAUACCAUGUUUUUUUCACCGAUCAAUACCCCAAUGCCACCAUGACAUGAAAAUAUGACCAUGGCAACAAUAGUUUUAGAAAUGCAAGUCACUGAUAACUGGUUGAGUUUGGCCACUUAACCCUUAAUAAUGGCCCUCUGUAAGGUAACAAAGCAAAAAAUAGCCUGCAGCAUGGUCAUGAUGAUUACAGUGACUUGUUGUUUUGAGAUAAAGGGCUGGACCUUUGUUAGUGAUCACUGAAUCUGACACUCUCUAUAUAAGCACAGAGAGAAGCAGCUCUGUACCUGUCGCCUGUCUGCUGUGACUGAGAUUAAACAUGUUCUGCACACUGGGGGUUCUCUUCUACACCUUUGCUCUUGUGGUGGAGGGUGGUGUGUCUUCAGGGAGUGCUGAGGCCCUUGCCAAUGUGGGAGUGAAUAACAAUAGAGCAGCAGCUGGCAACAAUGCCAACACUGGGGGUCCAAAUGGGAUCCCACUAAACGGUGCGCCCCUUGUGGGACACUUAGUCCAACUUGGUGGCUCCUUUUUUAUCCAGCCAGUCAGAAACCAAGUAGGUCAGCCUCCUCUGCAGCAGCUGAUUCCCAUCGGAGCUCUCCAACAAGGUGGAGCAUUCCUUGUGGGGCAGGGAGGCGCUGGUGCCAAUGUGAAUCCACAGGGGCAGUUGACUCAGGUUGCUGGGGGUGGGCCGGUCCCAUUGUUUGCCGUGCUGCCGCAGAGAAAUGCUGGAGGACUCCCACAGGGCUCUCUGUUGACUCCCGGCCAGGUGCAGCUGAUCUCAUUGGCCGGGCUGAACAACCAGCCACAACCGGUUGUCGCUGGUGGGAGGGCGGCUGGAGGAGUGAGGUUUCAGCGGUCAGUUGCAGCUCGCCUCAGGAGGACACAGCCUCCCGUGAUGAAGGUGGUGGCAGUCGAUGAAGAUGAAGAAUGCUCUGGGACAGAUUUGGAGGAGAAGCAAGCCAAAUGAGACAGCUGUCAGCAAUAUGUCAUGAUGCAUUCCCUUAAUCCUGCUCAUGCUUGAAUGUUAUAAAUCAUUGUCCUCAUAACUAAUAACCAAUAAAUGAUGGAAGUCAA